Triticum turgidum subsp. durum (durum wheat) is the source of this 1071-nucleotide messenger RNA. NCBI's taxonomy places the organism in Eukaryota, Viridiplantae, Streptophyta, Magnoliopsida, Poales, Poaceae. The record is from the annotation of a GenBank genome assembly.
AUGAGCUCUGAAGGCGGUGGCACCGCCAUCACAGGCAAGAAGCGGAACAGGGCCCAAAUUCAGACACUAGUCAGGGAAGGCUCUCUCUAUAACCUCACCCUCAGUGAGGUUGAAAGCCACCUCGGUGCGCCACUUCUUAGUAUGAACCUUGAUGACUUUGUGAGGAGUGUUCUUCCAGAUGAGAAGAACCUUCCAUUACCAAAUGGCGCUGGGAAUUCAGGCAGUCAAAGCACGUCAGCUUUUGGUUUGGAACGUCAGGGCAGCAGCAUUACUGUACCCCUGCCAUUGAGCAAGAAGACAGUGGAUGAAAUUUGGAGAGACAUCCAGCAGGAAGAGGAGAGUAGUGAUGAUGAGAAAAGGAGUUCAGGUUGUGAGGCACAGAUGUCGUUUGGGGAGAUAACACUUGAGGAGUUCUUGCAAAGGGCUGGCAUUGUUACUGGGCAGUAUCAGAAGGAUGCUGAGGAGUUAAUUGAUCUUGUAGGAACUGGAGAAAGUGCUCAUAUGAUGACCAGAGUGCAGGAUUUCCCACAGGGAACAAGUGCAAUUGAUGCGUAUAUUGUACGUCAGUCGAUUGCGCAACCGCUGAGUGUUGCAAUCCCUUCGACAAUGGAUUCCAUCUACCCAGAUCGUCAAAUGAGUAUUUCGUCAUCUCUAGAACUUUCUGAUCUUCAAAGUCCUAGUCGUAAGAGAAUGUCUUCCCAGGAUGUGGUAUACAAGGUUGCUGAUCGGAGGCAGAAGAGGAUGAUCAAGAACCGAGAAUCGGCUGCACGUUCAAGAGCUAGGAAACAGCUAUACAAACGAGCUCGAAUGCAAAUUGUCUUGUCUGGAAGAGGAGAACAAAAGGCUGAAGAGAGAGAAGGAGUUGGACAUGUUAUUGAAGUCGGCGCCCCCUCCGGAACCGAAAAAGCAUCUUCGGAGAACGCGAUCGACCUCAUUCUAAUUGUGUGUAGAGUACAGGCUUCUGUAGAUUUUGAUCACUCUUUUGCUUUCUCCUCGCAUGUAACUAUGGAGUGUGUGCAGCUUGCUUUGCUUGUAAUUUGUAAAGGCCUGGGACACCCGACAAUCUUGUGA